This is a messenger RNA of Helicoverpa armigera (cotton bollworm), 1710 nucleotides long. RefSeq lists its product as uncharacterized. Bases 1 to 1710 code for a protein of 569 amino acids. The record is from RefSeq and is a predicted model, not a curated record. NCBI's taxonomy places the organism in Eukaryota, Metazoa, Arthropoda, Insecta, Lepidoptera, Noctuidae. The transcript is spliced from 5 exons.
AUGGUAUUCAUACCGACAUACUUUGGCGUAAGGAAGAUAUUACGACUGAAAAUAAAUCUUCCAGCAAGAACAUUGGGAAAGCUCGAAAAAGACGAUAAGGUUGACUUUAGAAGUCAAGACGAGAGACAAAUGAAAAAAUAUAAUGACGGCUUGUCUUGGUACCAGUGUUGCUACAAGUUUGUAACGCAAUCUGAUAUACCUGGCCACGAACAUGAUCAACUGUCGUAUACGAAAUGCAAGGAAUUUAAAAACGGUACAAUAAUAAUGAUAGAUCAAGAAGUUAUUACAGUUACAUGUUAUGACAAGAAACAUUUUGUCAUGUAUACGGAUGCAUAUAUUGUAGUUAAAAUAAAUUAUUCGAGUCCAAAAACCGAUAUUACUAAAAGUUGGAAUGUCCUUAUGAUAGGCAUAGAUUCCAUGUCUCGAACCAGAUUCUUUGAUACCAUGCCUCGCACCAGCGCAUUCAUCAAAAAGGAAAAAUGGUUGGAUUACAAAGGUUAUCAUAUGGUUCAUCCUGAAACUUCCAAAACUUUACUAUCGAUACUGACUGGACGCAACAUGUCUCUCUCAAGUUGCGCAACUAGCUUAUCUGACUGUGUAGACAACUUUAUCUGGCAGAAAUAUAAAGAUGCUGGAUACAAAACAGCUUUUGGGGAAACCAAUUUAGGAAUAUCUAACACUCUAUCUAGUGGGUUCAGAUACAGUCCAACUGACCAUUUUAUGCGACCACUAUUCCUCACAGGCGAGAGACACAAAAAUCAAAUACUGUGUACACAAAAGAAGCCUUCUACAACACAUUUACUUGAUUAUGCGAAACAGUUAUUUCGUUAUUAUAAAAAUACCAAGACAUUUGGAAUGUUCUGGAUAAACUCUGACACUUUUACGCUAAAUACAAUUCCAUCACUAUUGGAUGGACAGUUAGAAUACCUGUUUACAGCCCUGAAAUAUUCUAAAAUACUCAGUAAUACGUUUGUGAUCUUUUUUAGUGACCACGGUAACAUGUUUGGUAAAAUGCAACUGCCAGUGGGAUCUUAUUAUAACAAUAGAUUACCAAUGUUAUUUAUUUGGGUACCAUUGCAGUUUAGACGUGAAAACUUAAAUAUACAUUUUAAUUUGAGAGAAAAUCAAGAACGCUUAGUAAGCCCUUAUGACCUGUACGUCACACUUGCUGAUAUACUUGAAUUAUCGACAAGUGCAGGCGCUAAAACAUUGUCAGAGGCAUGUCCACUGUGUACAAGUUUGUUUGAAAAAAAGUCGCCUAAUACAAGGUGCACCGACUCAGGUAUACCAGAAUAUUGGUGCAGUUGCCAUAACAUGACAAAAGUGGAUGAUGUUCAAAUGCUUGAAAAUAGUGUGACGUAUGCUGUGGCCCGAAUAAACGACAUAGGGAGGUCUGUUAAAACAAUUCCUUGUACGUCGUGCGCAAAGUUGAGAUUCCCCAGUGUGGUCAGAUCACACGUUUACUACAUCGGUGCAAAAACAUAUAAUAUCGUAGUGAUCAAGAUGUCACCGAAUAGUCUCAUAUUCGAAGCUGUAGUAGUAUAUCAAGAUAAAGGAUACGAGCUUUUAUCUCUGCGGUCCUUAGUUCAGUAUAAUCGUAAGGGAAAUUGUGCAGUGAACGCCUCAGAUCGUCCGUUUUGUGUAUGCCUUCACGAUUAUGGAUUCAAUACGAAACCAAAACCUUUUAUAAUCCAAUACGAAAAAGAAUAG